AUGAUGUGCGCAGUAACUAUUAUAGUCGGUUCGAUUAUCGAAAAUCUCUUCCAUACACACUCGGCUAGAGCAUACAUGGAGGGCGGACAGUUCCAAAAGGCUACAACAUGCGAGGGAAAAGUAAUUCUGAUAACCGGCGCGAAUACCGGCAUCGGGAAGGAAACGGCCAAGGAACUGCUCAGACGCGGGGGAAAAAUUUACAUUGCGUGCCGCUCACUGCAUAGGGCAAGCGAAGCCAAACGCGAACUGAUAGAGGAGACCGGCCAAACCAACAUCCACGUGCGUUAUAUGGAUCUGAGCUCGCUAGAAUCGGUGAGGACCUUCGCCAGAACAUUUCUAGAGGAAGAACCACGUUUAGAUAUCCUGAUCAACAAUGCCGGCGUGAUGGCCACGCCGAGGACACUGACCAGGGAGGGCUACGAGGUGCAGUUCGGCGUAAAUCAUUUGGGUCAUUUCCUGCUGACGAACUUGCUGUUGGAUCGGCUGAAGGCCAGCGCUCCGAGUCGCAUUGUAACCGUAACGAGUAAGUGCCACAAGCACGGGGAAAUUAAUCGAAACGAUUUGCACGGUAGACAUGAGUACAACCCAUUCGCAGCCUACAGUAAUAGCAAACUUGCCAACCUAUUAUUUUCGAACGAAUUAGCUAAGCGUCUGGAAGGAACGGGUGUGACCACAUAUGCGGUUCACCCCGGCUCAGUUUACACAGACUUGCAACGUCACUACGAGAUAGUUUGUCCUCUACUAGACACCGUAUUGGCGGAUUGGAUUAUGCUGCUAUGUUUUAAAAGUGCCCGUGCCGGAGCACAAACAACAAUCUACGCAGCUCUGGAUGACGAAUUGGCAGGAAAAACUGGAAAAUACUACGUUGAUUGCCAAGAGAAACUACCGCAUGAACUGGGACUCGACGAAGACACCGCUCGAUGGCUCUGGAUGGAGAGUGAAAAACUGACCGGGAUAACGACCAGGCCUUCCUCCUAGUGGGUCAUUAUUUGUAUCUUUUUCUAACUGCCUCAUGCUAAUUACUUAACACUGUAACAUAUAAUUGGAAGGAAUGUUGAAAUACUUCAUGAGUCACCGUGACUC
Molecule: messenger RNA, 1083 nt
Organism: Sabethes cyaneus
Lineage: Eukaryota; Metazoa; Arthropoda; Insecta; Diptera; Culicidae
Product: retinol dehydrogenase 12-like
Exons: 6
Coding region: 1-978 (325 amino acids)
Source: RefSeq, a predicted model, not a curated record